AUGAGAAUAGUUGUGCCUGGAGAUUAUGUCGACGAGGGAUUCAUUGCUGGUCAUGGUACAUAUGAGCAAGAAGGAAAAAUUUAUGCCUCGUUAGCUGGCAUUGUUCAUAGAAUCGAUAAAGUUAUCUGUGUAAAGCCAUUGAAAACAAGUUUUAAGCCUGAUAUUGGAGAUGUAAUUAUAGGUAGAAUAGUAGCAGUGGAGAAUAAGAGAUGGACUGUAGAUAUCAAUUCAUAUCAGCAUGGAGUGCUCAAUCUGACUAAUAUCAAUCUACCAGGUGGAUUGUAGAGAAGAAGAUCUGAAGAAGAUAAAAUGUAGAUGAGAAAUUACUUCAAGGAAAAUGAUAUCAUAAGUGGGGAAGUUUAGAGCAUAAAUACUCAUGAUGGCAAAAUUAAUAUGCAGACAAGAAAUCUAAAGUAUGGUAAAUUGAUCAACGGAUUUCUCAUAAAAGUAGAUCAUAACUAUAUUAGAAGAAUGAAAAGUCACAUUCUUGAGUUCUUCUAAGAGGACUGGCAACCCAUUGCCUGUAUUAUUGGAACAAAUGGGUAUAUUUGGAUAUAUACACCAGAUAAACUUACUUAGAAUACUUAGUAAUCAGAAGUUAAGGUGAUAUCUAAAGAAACAAGAGUAAAGAUGGCUGUGCUUAGAAACUCAAUCAUUAUAUUGGAAAAGGUAUAGUUACCAAUCUUCAAGGAUACUAUUCAAAAAGUUCUAGACUCAUAAAGACAGAAUGCUAUUGAGGCCAAGGAUAUGCUAAAAAGCUAUGAAAUACUUGGAAAGGAAGCAAAGUAUUUGAUUGAAUCUGAAAUUAACUUGAAGAAGCCUGUAAAUCUUCAAUUAAUCUAGACUGAUAUAAAUAAUCAAGAUUUCAUAAUGAAUUGA
This is a messenger RNA of Stylonychia lemnae, 879 nucleotides long. Lineage: Eukaryota; Ciliophora; Spirotrichea; Sporadotrichida; Oxytrichidae. The record is from the annotation of a GenBank genome assembly.